GGGGGCGGAGGUUAUACUCGAAGCACAUAAACAGUAGCACACAAAGCUCGUCAAUUGUUUGUCCUGACAAGAGUGAGGCAUAAUUCUUCAGCGCAAAUAUGGAGAUAGAAAACAAGAGGAAACUGAAAGAGCGUUGUGCCCUGAGGCGAAACAUCGCCAAAGAAUUUUUAGCAGAAUUUCUCGGGACAUUCGUAUUAAUUCUGUUUGGGUGUGGAUCCGUUGCCCAGACGGUGCUGAGUCGUGGGACACAGGGGGAGCUCUUGACCAUUCACAUUGGCUUCACUCUGGGAGUGAUGAUGGCUGUCUACAUUGCAGGGGGGGUGUCAGGAGCCCAUGUGAAUCCUGCUGUGUCUCUAGCCAUGGUUGUCCUGGGCAGGCUGAAGGUGGCAAAAUUCCCUGUGUAUGUACUAGCACAGUUCCUUGGUGCCUUUGCUGGAGCCACAGCAGUCUUUGGGAUGUAUUAUGAUGCCUUCAUGGACUACUCCGGUGGAGUCCUGACCGUGACUGGUAGCAACGCCACAGCUAACAUCUUUGCCUCUUAUCCAGCCAAACACUUAUCAAUCCUGAAUGGAUUCGUAGACCAGGUUAUCGGAACAGGUUCUCUAGUCAUGUGCAUCCUGGCCAUCCUUGAUGGGAAGAACAUUGGGGCGCCCAGGGGGAUGGAACCCCUGGUCAUCGGUCUGAUCAUCAUGGCGAUCGGGGUGUCCAUGGGUCUCAACUGCGGAUAUCCCAUCAACCCUGCCAGGGACCUGGGCCCCAGGCUCUUCACUGCCGUAGCUGGGUGGGGCAGAGAAGUCUUCAGUGCGGCGGGACACUGGUGGUGGAUUCCCGUGGUGGGGCCCAUGGUGGGGGGUGUGGUGGGAGCGGUGGUGUACCUCCUCUUCAUCGAGCUGCACCACACCGAGCCAGAGAAGCACCAGGAGGAGGAGAACAACGUCAAGGACAAAUACGAGAUUAUCACCAUGAGCUAAAGAGUACAGUGAAAGGUCGGGCUGUCUUCCCCUUUCAUGUUGCAGGACCAAAACAGACUAAAUUGUUGAGACAUUGCUGUUUGAGUUAUCCUCUCUCUCACCUUCCUUCCGGCCUCAUCCUCAGUGUGCUGUCUAGGGAAUUUUAGGCCGCUGGCCAGCCAUGACCAGGCUCCAGUCAUUGAUAAAACACUACAGUAUAGGCUAUUAUGUCUUCCCUGGUUUUCACACUAAGCAUUAUGUUAGCAUAGCUCUGGACAGCAGGAACAUAAAUGUAGUUCUAAAUCUGCAGGUUGUUCUGAGGCCACAAACAGGUAAAACUUUCACAUAAUGUUCCACCCACUGCUGCAGCUGCCAAGUUUGUUUGUAUGUAGGAACCUCUCUGAAGUAUUUAAAAAAAAACCUUCACAAAGCAUUUAUGAUAAAGGAGAAUAAAGAUAUGUUUAGACCCACUGGACAGUAAUAACACGAUCAUUGUCCUUCUAGAAGGUUCCAUCUUACACUUCAGCCAACCCUCUAUAUUUCACAGGUUUGGCAACAUUUCUUCCUGAAAUGAAUGACCCAAUACUCACAAGACUGGUGUAAGCAAAUGGAUGUUUCUACUCUGUGUAUUUUGGACAAGCCCUGGUGAAUUCUUUAAAUUCAGAGAAAUCAUCCGUAAUGUGUGUCAGCUAGACAUCUUUAAACAUCCGCUUCAUUUUACACUUUGAGCUUAGAGCUGCACUUCCCGCUACACAUAAGGUAUCAUACAUAUAUCACAUUUAAUUAACUUUAACAUUUUCUUUAAUGGAAGUGGAAAACACGAAGGCAGACCGUCUUGGAAUAUAUUAUGCAUGAGCAUAUCGUUUACAUAAUGGAACCAACAGAAUUAAAAAAGAAUUUAAAUCGAUAAAACAAUUAUGGUUGCCAGGAGUUCACCAUGGCAGUUUACGUAAUUACUCUCUGCCCCACUGGGGGAUUGAUAAUAGAAGUUGAUAAUGCAUGUCAUGUCCAAUAUUUUUUUUAAAGUAGUAGGGUACUCUGCUUCUACAGGUCAUAUUUAUUUGUGAGGUUUACAUGAGUAGGGACACGCAUGCAGUGAGCACAGACCCAAAUGUUCCUCAGAGCACUGAUUCUUUGUGCUGUCAUGCCGCCUGUAUGAUGCAGGGUUAGCUGGCUGCACCAGACCGGAAGAUUAGGAUUAUCUCGGCCCUGUCGCAGUGCUCCGGCCACUGGAACCUCACAGACACUCACUGAUACAAUCUGCAUGCCUCGCAGGUUAUUGCUACGUUCAACCGAAGCCUGUUAUCAUGGUGAAGUUGUUCAGCUACGGGUAAUGCAGAAAGGUGGAUUGAGGCGGGCUGGGAAGAUGAUCUGUGCCACAUUGUCCAGAAGAGUCUCCAAGCCAGCCUUAAAUCCAUUAGCUGUAAAAUGUAAUGCCCUUUUUUGUUUUGUUGCUGUGCCACCAGUGAGCUCAAUGUAAGUCUGAAUAUAAAAAUCGAUUAGUAUUUAUUAGCAGCUCUAAAAGCAACUAAAUUGGAAACUUUAGCUGGCACUUAGCUCUUGCAUGGUUGGUUUUGUUACAUCUUUGUUUUGUUUUGUUUUGUUUUUUUUUACAUGUAAUUUAAUUGCUUGAUGCUCUUCACUAAUUGUACAUUUUGUUUUUCUUUUUGUUUUUUAUGUCAAAGGCAUUUUCACUUAUAUUUGUUCUCUCUGAGUGACUCCAUACAUUUAGAGAAAAAACAUUUAAACAUAUUUAGCAAAAUUCCUUUGUUAUGAACGCCAAAUUAAAAUUGCAUGUGGUAGAUUUGCUGAAAUAAAGAUGAAACUUGUAUUUA
Molecule: messenger RNA, 2785 nt
Organism: Anguilla anguilla (European eel)
Lineage: Eukaryota; Metazoa; Chordata; Actinopteri; Anguilliformes; Anguillidae
Product: aquaporin-9-like
Exons: 6
Coding region: 99-971 (290 amino acids)
Biological process (GO): glycerol transmembrane transport; water transport
Cellular component (GO): basolateral plasma membrane; plasma membrane
Molecular function (GO): urea transmembrane transporter activity; glycerol channel activity; water channel activity
Source: RefSeq, a predicted model, not a curated record